Molecule: messenger RNA, 3993 nt
Organism: Ilyonectria robusta
Lineage: Eukaryota; Fungi; Ascomycota; Sordariomycetes; Hypocreales; Nectriaceae
Product: heterokaryon incompatibility protein-domain-containing protein
Exons: 3
Coding region: 329-3853 (1174 amino acids)
Source: RefSeq, a predicted model, not a curated record
UCCGAUUAUGCUGCUGAGUAGUGAGUAGAACAUCGACGCAGCACGUAUCAAAGUGAUGGGAGACUCGGGCGGGGGCGGCGUAGCACUUGGCGGUAUCGACUCGGCGAUACCAACGUCCUAUCUAAACCAUCUGCAACAGGUUUUAUUAUCGAUAACCCCUGUGUUUGAAGUUCCGGGGAUGGUCAGCAAUUAGCGUAGGAUAAAAUCAGUCCUUGCUCGCGGGCGCUUAUGAUCUGGCGAUGGAACGACGAACCACAAAUUACCUCUUCUGUCGCUCUCAUUUCUCGUGCUUCAAUUCCCUCAUGCAAGGAAUCCUACCGCGCGCCAGAUGGACGGACUGCACUAUACUGACGAUUUGGGGACGAGUUCUAUGCGGCUCGUGAGGAUUUCAGUUGAGCCAGAUGAGAGCCGCAUUAUUCCAAGCCUGAUUGUCAGUACGCACUUGCUAGUUGGCCUGCCGGUAUACUAUGCGCUCUCCUACACUUGGGGACCGCCCUCAGUAGGCAAUGUUGAGUACGGCAACGUCGACAAAGUUCCAAUCCUUCUCAAUGGAAAGCACCUAAGGGUAAACCCGAAUUUACACGAUGCUCUGCUGCAACUUUAUCACUUGUAUCCUAGCGUGCCAUUCUGGAUAGAUGCCAUCUGCAUCGACCAAGAAAACCGCGCCGAGCGCGAAACCCAAGUCGGAAUCAUGGAUCAGAUCUACCGACGAGCAAUCAAGGUCGUCAUCUGGCUGGGAAAGAUCACAGACAGAGACCAAGUUCAACGGGGCGCCGGCCUUGUUAAACAAUACGCUCAGGUUGCCACCCGCGAAGUCUUGGGCAUCAUUCAAGCGCAGGACUUUGGUCUGGGCAUCGACAUCACGCAUCCCGAGUCUCUCAAACGCUUUGGUCUUCCAGUUCCGACGCAACAAGACGCUGAAGCUCUCAUCAGCUUCUACCGCUCAAGGUGGUUCCACCGAAUAUGGAUACUCCAAGAGGUCGCGCUUGCGAAAGAGGCCGAGGUCCUUUGGGGCGAUAUUUCGGUCCCAUGGGAUGACAUAGGCAUGGUCGCUACUUUCUUGCAGUUGACUUCCAUGGCUGCCGGACUGAGCUUUCACUUCUUGGGCGAUGGCUUCAACGUUACGGAGGUGGAUGCCGUCGGGCAAGGCUUCCUCGGCGCCAUGCGCAUCCAGUUCGUCCGCGAAUGGUGCAAAGGCCCAGACAGUCCGUUACACGGUGUGCUGGAUCUGAUUGAGUUUAUGCCUGGUGUCUCUGGGACAAGCAUGAGCAUCUUGCUGCUGCAGCUUGUGUUAUGGACAAGGGUCAGUUUUCAGGCUAGUGACCGAAGAGACUCUGUGUAUGGGUUCCAGGGUAUUCUAAACCACAUGUUUAAUGGGGAAAAGAUACCAACGCGGUUACAGGCUGACUAUGGGGUUCCUACAGAGGAGGUCAUGCUGCGGUUCACCAUUGAAGUCCUAGAAGCAACUCAGUCGCUGCAUGUGCUGGGCUUGGUUUGCGAUCCUGCUCUACGCCAAGUCCCCGGAACCCCAUCCUGGGUGCCUGACCUCUCGCCAAUAGCAGCUGCCAAUCCUAUGUUGGGGCCCUGCUUCAAGACCAUGGUGGCAGGGGACUCGUUGUUCCAUGCGUCGACCAAGACAACCGGCCACCAGAGUAGCGUAUUUCGGAUCAACGGUAGAAAGCUUCACGUCCGUGGACAGAGGGUCGGAGCCGUUAGGAUGACGGGCGAGGAACUGGACGAAGCAUUCCAAGGCAAUCUCCACGGCUGGGCCGAGUUGAUGCUUGCUAUGGAACCGGUAUACGUGCCCACAAGACAGCCUAGGAGCGAUGCCUUUCGACGAGCUCUUGUUCUAGACCAGGAUGAGUCUCGAAGGCCCGCAUUGCCUGAGGCUCUCCUAAAACUAAAUCAAGCCAUAACGUGGGUUAUUUUUCUUGCCGCACAGAAAGUGUUUGAUGAUCAAACACCCGCUGCCAUUGAGGAGUUUCUUGCUGAGAGACACCUCGUGUUCCGAGCUGCCGAAGAAGUGCAAGAUUGCUUCUUCCCGACGAGAGAAGUGGUCGAGGAGUGCUGUGGAAAGUACGGCAUGCUGCCAGAGACAGACGGGUUGCCUGACGAGGAGAAGCGGCGGUGGCUCGAGGACUUUCAGGCAGAGGCCUUUUCGGGGGCUGGCCUUCUCUUGGUCGAGGCUCUUGGUCACCGCCGGCCAUUCAUGCUUGAGAACGGUUAUAUUGGAAGUGGUCCCAAGUCCACCACGAAAGGAAACGAGGUCUGGAUUGUGUCGGGGUGCCGGACACCUCUGGUGCUGAGGAAGUUGGAAGGAGGGCAAGAGUAUAGCUUAAUCGGUGAGGCUCUAGCGAAGGAAGGCAAGAAAAUCGCAUCGAGCGCAGCCUCCAAACUCGUCCAAGAUGUUAUUCGUGAGCGAGACAAGACAUUCAGCAGACCCGAUGGCGUUGUCAGAAAAAAAGACGACCCCAUCGAAGGCCUUGUCAGAAUGGUGGCGGCAGGCGUCGGCUUCGCCUCGGAAGCUGUUCACUACAGACGAGAGAAGAAGAGAGUAGAGGGUGAAGAACUUGUUCGUCAAUCUCAGCAGCCAGAUGAUAUAUCUACACCAGAAGGAGUCAAUCACACCAUCUGGGCACUAGACGACGCAGAAGGAGAACCGGCCGCAAGAGAAACGGAUUCACAGUCUCCUAAGGAACCAAGUGACCUCGCCAAGGCAUUUCUCGAGAGACACCCUUGCCAAUCCAAUGUCAACUUGGGCACCAAACUCGCGUUGCCAGUGAUACUGGUUCAAAGACGGCCCAAGCAACGAGCUCGGGGUUUCGUUCGAGCGUACGCACCGGCCUUGAGCGAUAUUGGUAUCGACCAGGAGACCUUCCUCGAUUUUAUCGACACAUUCAACAAGGCCUUAGAGCCUAAUCCCUACAUAUACGCCAUCAACCUGGCUGGUUUGGCCGAGUUGGCGGUGCCUGACCCGUUGAUGAUGCUCUUCGGGGUCGCAGUAGACAUUGCGACUGAUGCGAUCAUGGAGGCGCAGAGCCGAUUCAAGUCCAAUAAGUUCUUGGACGGUGUCAAUGCGGAAUUCUUCAUCCCACGCGGGUUGAUAUGUCUCGUGGUGACUUGGAGACCCGACGCCAGCGACGAAGAGCUUGUAACCGCGGUCGACUUUGAAGGGAAGGCAAUCAAGUCUUACUCUGAGACGAGCCUCGUGGAAAAGAUGAAAGGCAUCGCUACAAAGAAGGUACCGAGCGGAGAGGGCCUGCGACAAAUCCAGGAACAGAUGCAGGAUGUAAUGAAACCCUCCAACGGCGCCUUCAAUUGUGCUGAGCCGGCACCGCUUGUCUUUCCUUCACUACACGAGAAGCCAGUCCCUUCCGGCGGAACUGACAAUCGCAAGAAGAAAAACGCGGUUGAUCGUGCAGAAACAUGGCUCGACGAGUAUAUGGACGAACGCGCCAAAGCAAAGUGGAUGGAGAAGAGUCCCGAGCUCACAAUGGUCAACAUGCUGCCAAAACCCGAGUUUCGAUCGCGGUAUGCCGACCCAAACCACCCGGCCACGAGUGGCGAUAUUGUAGCCUUUCUCACUGGUGGCAAUUGGCAAUAUGGACAUGGAAGACCAGCCGACAGCGGAAGUAAGGCCAGUUCUCAAUGUGACGGAGACGAUGAAACGUCAAAAAAGAAAGGGUCAAAAAGUAAAUCUUCAUCUUCUAAAAGCAGUGGCAGUAAGGCACAAGCAGGUGGGUUGAUGAACUUGUUACAAAAGGAAGUUUUGUACCUCGUCAUCGUAAACCUCCCCUCGCAAAACGACAGCCCGUCUCAAGGCCAGGAGUCGAAUACCGUCCCCUUCAGAUGAGCAAAUUUUCAGCUGGUGUUUAUUGGCCUACCCGCUGAAGUAUGGUUUGGCGCAAACGAGCUAUAUCUAAUAUGCGAUGGUCACAUCCCGAUGAUGAGUUGAUAUAUUGGCUUCAUAUCCUGGCUCUCGCGUAUGUUUGG